GCCUAGGGCUCUCGUUCUUGCGUGUUCGUCUUGAUUUCCACAAGCUUCUGCUCCUGCUCCUGCCUCUGCUUCGCCUUCGCCUUCUCUUCUUUGGUAAAGAAACAGCAAACAUGCCAAAGAACAAGGGAAAGGGAGGAAAGAACAGGAAGAGAGGAAAGAACGAAGCAGAUGAUGAGAAGCGCGAGCUUGUGUUCAAGGAAGAUGGUCAGGAGUAUGCUCAAGUUCUCAGAAUGUUGGGGAACGGUCGGUGUGAGGCAAUGUGCAUUGACGGGUCGAAGCGUCUUUGCCAUAUCCGAGGGAAGAUGCACAAGAAGGUCUGGAUUGCAGCUGGUGAUAUAAUACUCGUUGGUCUUCGCGACUAUCAGGAUGAUAAAGCUGAUGUUAUCCUCAAGUACAUGCCUGAUGAAGCAAGGCUAUUGAAGGCAUAUGGGGAGCUUCCGGAGAACACCCGCCUCAACGAGGGUAUCGCCGGCGGUAUCGACGAUGAGGAUGAUGGCGGGGUUGAUGAUUAUCUGGAGUUUGAGGAUGAAGAUAUUGAUAAGAUUUAGGGUUCGAGUGAUUAUUGAUGUUUCGUAACCCCCAUGGUUGGAGGGGGUGAGCUAUUCGUCAGUCAGUCUUAGAUUAACAAAUGUGCAUAAAUUUUGAGUCUUAAAAGAUUUUUCUUUUUCUGGUUCGUCUCCCCUUCCCUUUUAUAAUUAGACUACAACAUCUAUGGCUGGUUGGAAAAAAUAAUAUUUAUGGCAUUUUUAGCUUU
Cucurbita moschata (crookneck pumpkin) is the source of this 754-nucleotide messenger RNA. Its product is annotated as eukaryotic translation initiation factor 1A-like. The transcript has 2 exons. Gene Ontology annotation, biological process: translational initiation. Gene Ontology annotation, molecular function: RNA binding; translation initiation factor activity. Bases 111 to 548 code for a protein of 145 amino acids. Lineage: Eukaryota; Viridiplantae; Streptophyta; Magnoliopsida; Cucurbitales; Cucurbitaceae. Gene Ontology annotation, cellular component: cytoplasm. The record is from RefSeq and is a predicted model, not a curated record.